AUGGGCCUGACCGCUGCGGUCGCGGGAGGGGACCCCGCGAGCAAAACCGCCCCGCCGGGAUGCCCGCGGGCGCUGUCCGCGCGAUGGUGCCACAGGGGCGCGACGGCCAUGGCGAGGAUGAAGGGCCGCACGGGGGGCCGGAGGGCGUCCGCGGCGCCGAAGCAGAGGUGUUUGGGCUGGGUGCUGAAGAAGAGCAUCGUUGGUCAGCCCGUGCUCAUGCCAUCGUUCCGCUCUUCAACUGCUCGCCCCCUCAUCGCCAUCAGCUAUCACCAAAAGAGGCCUUCCCUGAUAGUGUGUGCAACGCUGGUCGCAGCGGAAGAUGCACAGUCCUUUCUGGACGCAGAAAUCCCCCAGCAUCCUGACAUGGUUGUUGGCGAACUGAAGAAUGGCAUGCGGUACGUCCUGUUCCCCAACAAGACGCCUCCAAAUCGCUUUGAGGCCCAUCUUGAGGUCCAUGCAGGCAGCGUCGACGAGACGAAAGAGCAGCAGGGGUUGGCGCACCUUGUGGAACAUGUCACCUUCCUGGGCAGCCGCAAGAGAGAGGGGCUGCUGGGGACUGGGGCACGAUCCAAUGCAUACACAGAUUUUCACCACACUGUGUUCCAUGUGCACUCUCCGUUGGUGAACGCCUCCACUGGCCAGCGCAUGCUUCCACAGGUGCUCGAUGCAUUGGAGGAAAUUGCAUUUGAACCGCAGUUUCUUUACAGCCGAAUAGAGAAGGAGCGCAGGGCUGUGCUUUCGGAGGCCCAGAUGAUGAACACUAUAGAGUACCGUGUGGACUGCCAGCUGCUGAAAUACUUGCACAAAGAGAAUGCCCUUGGGAGGCGCUUCCCCAUCGGCAAGACUGACCAGAUCAAGACUUGGACUGGAGACAUGCUCAAGGAUUACUGGCGAAAGUGGUAUUUUCCUGCCAACACUACCCUGUAUGUGGUGGGAGAGUUGGAUGGGGGUGUGGAGGGGGUGAAGACACUGAUUGAAGAGACAUUUGGAAAUGUGCCACCUGCGGAGGAGGUAGCCCCACUGCAGCCCGCUGGAGAGUCAUCAGGUGGAAAUGGGUCCAAUGGUGCCUCAGCUCUAGUGGCCGAUCCCUCAAGGCGGCGGCACAAGAUAAGGCCGCCUGUUGAGCACAAGAUGGGGUGCUUUGAAUUGGCCGAUGACGAAGAGCCUGCGAAAGUGGACAUUUUCAAACACCCCUUGCUGCAGCACUUCAUGCUGUCUGUGUUCUGCAAGCUGCCAGUGCAGCCCAUCACCAAGGAAGGAGGCCUUCAGUACCUAUUGAUGUUGCGGACAAUCCUCUCUGUGCUACAGUUUAGAAUAAAUGCCCGAUAUAGCCAGCAGGAUCCCCCUUUCAUGGGCAUCGAAAUCGAUAUCUCAGACUCUGGACGUGAGGGCUGCUGUGUCUCAACCUUGACGAUAACCUCAGAACCCUGCGACUGGCGCGGAGCUGUCAGAGUUGCCCUGGAGGAAGUACGUCGGCUGCAGAGGCAUGGUGUGAAGCCAGGAGAGCUUGAGAGAUACAAGGAUGCUUUGCUGAGGGACAGCGAACAGGCAGCAGACCUGACGGACAGCAUUCCAAGCAUCGAUGGAUUGGACUUUUUGAUGGAGAGCCUGGCACUUGGGCACAUUGUGAUGGACCAGAGGGCCCAGCAUGCUGUUGUGGUCAAGGCUGCGGAGCAUAUCAAGCUGGAGGAAGUCAAUGGACUGGCGCGGUCCCUUCUUUCAUUUGCUUCAGACUAUGGUAGAGAAAGGGAGGUGCUGGCUGAGGCUGCUUUGAAUCCUGAUGAGUGGGUCCAUCCCGGCCCGACCCGUGCAACGUCAAUCGUUGCAUGCGUCCCAGCGUUCAUGGAUGCCAGCGGCAUGAGCACUGGGAGCGGCAUGCCCAUGCAGCGAGGUGCGAGCAUGGCAACCAUGCAGCAUGUGGAAGUGGAUACAAUGCCAGAUGUAUCUGCCAUGGAUGACGAUGACGACCUCAGCGACUACGUUGUUCCUGACGGAGCAGUUAGAUUUGAGAUUACAGAGCAGGAGAUAGCUGAUGCCCUCAUGGACACAUCCAUAACAGUGGAGGCUGGGGUGGAUGUGGAAGUGCCAGAUGAUUUGGUGUCGGAGGAGGAACUGGCGACUAUCAUAGAUGCACGGCGGCCCAGUUAUGUACCAAUGCCCGGCGCCUCGGCCGAUGACCCCACAACGAGUUUCGAUCCGGCAACCAAAAUCUACCAACGCCGCCUGUCAAACGGCAUCAGGGUCAAUUACGUGCACACAGAUAAUGAGCCCAAGUCGGCGGUGAUGCGGAUGGUUGUGCCAGGGGGGAGGUUCUGCGACAAGCUUGAGAUGGGCCCUGAUGGUUUGGGAGCAAGUGCGAUCGGCACAAGGGCGUUGUCUGAAUCAGGGACUGUAGGCAAGUGGUCCAGGGACCAGACUGAGCUGUUUUGUGUGUCGAGGCUGAUCAACUGCGUCCUGGAGCCGAGUGAAGAAUUUCUGGUGAUGGACUUCAACUUCCCUGUGGGCGGGGGAGGUUUGAAGGCGGUCCUGCAGGUCUUGCACCUCUUCCUGGGGGACCCCAAGUGGGAGGAGUCUUCAGCAGCGAGGGCAAAGCAGAUUUAUGCAUCCAGUUUCAGGACGCAACAGAAGAGCCUUGAACAAGCCAGCGUGCGACGCUUGUAUUUGUCAAUGUUUGGGGACGACCAUCGCUUCAUGGAUACUACUCCUGAAGAGAUCGACGCCCUCACUUUGGACGGUAUGGUGGAUGUGGUGUCAAAGCAACUCACCACCCGCGACAUGGAAAUCAACAUCGUUGGGGACAUUGACCCCAAGGACGUUGCUGAUCUUGUGCUCAAGUACAUGGGUACCAUCGAGACGCCAAACCUGCAGCUCCCUGCAGAGAUGCCGAUCGAGUUUGCAUCUCCGCCGAAAGAGCUGCGACAUCAAGUCUGGCACCUUCAGGACUCUGACGAACGUGCAUGUGGGUACAUUGCUGGACCAGCACCCAGCCGAUGGGGCAUGUUUGGAAGCAGCACAUUGCCAACUGGACCACCAGCACGGGUUGUGUCACCCCCACAAGAGCCGGAGGGGCCAUCCAGCAACCCUUUGGCCCAAAGCUUUGCCACAGCCAUCCGCAGAGCCCACCCUCUGUACCCAUCGACGACCCUGGCACUGCUGACGGAGAUAAUCAACUCCAGGCUCUUCACAACAGUGAGAGACCAGCUGGGGUUGACGUACGACGUGUCAUUUGAGCUGUUCCAGUUCGAUCGGAACCCAGGGGGCUGGUUCUCUGUCCAUGUGACCUCUUCUCCACAGAAGAUCCAUGAAGCCGUGAUGGCAUCUGCAGACACUUUGAGAAAUGUUGCCAAACAGACAAUCACUGAGAGGGAAUUGGCACGAGCCAAGCGCACCCUUAUCACAAGACACGAGUCAGAUCUUAGAACGAAUGCCCACUGGCUUGGACUUCUGACACACCUCCAGUCAGAUAAAGUCCCCUUGAAGACAGUAGACUGCCUGCGUGACAUCAAGGCCAUGUACCAAUCUGUGACCAUCAAGGACGUGUUGGAUGCGUACAGCCGCUUUGACUUCCGGCAUGACAGCAUCUGGUCCUGCAUCGGGACCAGUGGUCGAAUGGCCCCGCCCACCCCUACCCCAAAGCCCGCACUGUUGCAGCAAUCCCAACCCCAGACACGUGAGAAUCAGCCUGCCACCGCGGUGGCUUCUGGGUCGGCUGCGCAGGACCAGUCAAGUUUUUGGUCUACCAUGCUGUCAGCAGCGCAGGCUCUCGGAAAGGCACCCAAGAACCCUUCGGUCCAGGAUUUCAACCGACAGGACCCAGAAAACAGCGUUGAGAGUAACACAGCCUGA
Ostreobium quekettii is the source of this 3846-nucleotide messenger RNA. The record is from the annotation of a GenBank genome assembly. Lineage: Eukaryota; Viridiplantae; Chlorophyta; Ulvophyceae; Bryopsidales; Ostreobiaceae.